Messenger RNA from Amyelois transitella, 5525 nucleotides. It is a transcript of the gene da, whose product is annotated as protein daughterless. The coding region runs from base 313 to 2115 and encodes 600 amino acids. Gene Ontology annotation, molecular function: protein dimerization activity; RNA polymerase II cis-regulatory region sequence-specific DNA binding; DNA-binding transcription factor activity, RNA polymerase II-specific. NCBI's taxonomy places the organism in Eukaryota, Metazoa, Arthropoda, Insecta, Lepidoptera, Pyralidae. The record is from RefSeq and is a predicted model, not a curated record. Gene Ontology annotation, biological process: regulation of transcription by RNA polymerase II. The transcript is spliced from 14 exons. Gene Ontology annotation, cellular component: transcription regulator complex.
UAGCCCCGACGACAGUCCCGACAGCGCCGCGAAGCCGCGCGCACGCCGCGUUCCUAUUUCAAAAACUUUGUGAUGUAACGUGAUUGUUAGUGGCCAGUGUUGUUUACGUUCCUACCACGAUAAACCUUUUUUCGCCGGAUGAAUUUGUUUCUGUGAAGUGUUGAGAGCAUUUCAAGAUAUCAUGAUGCCCUAAAAGAAUUACUCACUUUUAUCGUGGAACGGAACGUGAAUACCUCAUGCUUUCCAGUGGAUGUGCGAUACGAGCUCACGAGUGCAAUGAAGUGUAAAAAAUUCAAAUUCAAGUGAACAGUGAUGUCGCUGCGGCAUGAAGUCAUGGACGCCUCGUUCCUCCCGGCCGACCCGCCGCCCGAGCAGCCCAAGGACCUGGCCUCGGAGUACUUCAACACGUUCAGCCAGAUCUGUGACAACUACAGGCCGGAGAGUGAGCAUUUGAGGCAGACGUCGGACAGUCUGCGACUGACUUCAGAGAUAUUGGACGGCCGGGAGUAUGUGGACUAUAAGCAUAGUGAGUUUGUGACUACGGACUUUAAUGAGAAGGUGUUCCUGGGUAGGGAGCCCAAUGUGUUCUCGUUCGGGCAGCCGGAUGCCUCGGCGUUGCUGAAACAGAGGGCCCGGCGGCGGUACCAGGAGGAGCACGGGCUGCAGCCGCCGCCCGCCACCAGCCAGGAGAGUGGGUAUGGCAGCGAUGAAUUCGGGCACGACUCGCCCAGCCGGUUCGCGUCGCCCAAAGGCGCCGGCGCGGCCGCGUACCAGGAGCCCUACUACGGCGGCGAGUGGGCCGCGGGCUACUAUCAGCCCCCACCGCCGUACCAACACGACCCUUACGCCACGUCGCCAGGUAUAGCAGGCGGCGCGGUAGGCGAGCCGGCGGGCGGCGGCGGCGGAGGGGAGCUCCCGCUGCCGCCCAUGUCCUCGUUCAGAGCGGCCGCGCCUCACCACUCGCCCACAGACCCCAUGCUCGUCGCCAAGCCUGCUCUACAGCCGAUGUACGCGGCGAGCAGCGUGGCGGGCGGCGCGGGCGCGGUGGAGGCGGGCAGCCUGUCCUCGUACGGCUCGUCCCCCUCCACGCCCGUGCACUCCCCCCCACCGCUCCACGCGCGCCUCUACCCGCCGCUGAAGCACUCCCCGCAGCAUCACCACGUGCACCAUCACAACGGACAGCAAUCAAGCUGGGUGCCCACCGGCGUGUCAUCCCCUCCAAGCGCGUCCACCCCGCACGCGCUCCCCGCGGUGGGGGGCGUGGCGGCCGUCACGGGGGUGGGGGGCGCCGCGGCGGGGGGGAUGCCUAACGGACACCACCAGCAUGUCGCCGUGUUCCCACCACCGGUUAUGGGCGGCGCGGGCGACGCGCGGCAGCUGGACGAGGCCAUGGUGUUCCUGCGGGACCACUCCGACGUCGGCGGCGCGCGCAUGGAGGAGCGGCUGGACGACGCCAUCAACGUGCUGCGCAACCACGCCGAGCCCGACCUGUUCGCGCCCGACCAGCUGCCGCACGCGCCCGCCGUGGGCGGUCGGCUGGUGUCGGGGCUGGCGGCGAUGCACGCGGAGCCGCCGGUCAAACUCGAGCGGCAUCUGCUGCCCAACACAAAGAAGCGCAAAGAGCCCCCGGACUCCGGGCUGGACUCGAAGCCGUCGUCGUCGGGCUCCGCCGACCUCAAGUCCGCGCCGCCCGGCUCCAAGCGCGCGAGGAGAUACUGUUCAUCCGCGGACGAGUGCGACGAUGACGCGGAUCCACACGCGAAGGCGCUCCGGGAGAAAGAGCGGCGACAGGCCAACAACGCGAGGGAGAGGAUACGGAUAAGAGAUAUAAACGAGGCGCUGAAGGAGCUCGGCAGGAUGUGCAUGACGCACCUGAAGAGCGACAAGCCGCAGACCAAGCUCGGGAUAUUAAACAUGGCUGUGGAGGUCAUCAUGACGCUGGAGCAGCAAGUCAGAGAACGUAAUCUGAAUCCGAAAGCAGCGUGCCUGAAACGACGCGAGGAGGAGAAGGCGGAGGAAGCGCCCAAGCUGUUGGCGGCGCCGCUACAGCACUACCAGCCCAUGCCGGGUAUGGGCCAGCUCCCCGGGCAGCCCCCCGCCGGGCCGCCGCAAUAGCGACAAACAAACACGCACACACACUACGCGCUGCCCUAGCGACACACCGCGGACGCAAUCCAAUUGAACCAAUUGCUCUAGCGGGCCGGUCCAAUUGAACCAAUUGGACCAUCGGGCCGAUACAAUAAUUUUCACCGUGUAAAUAUAAUGACUUAUAUUUUAUCGUACUUAUUUUCAUUUUUAUCAAUCGAAUUUAAUUUUUUUUACGACAUUUAGUUAUUUUUAAAAGCUUUUAUUUUUUAUAGUUUAAAUUUUUAAGGUCAUCGUAUUUGAUUGUUGCUCCACGGAGCCAAUCGGACAUAUGUAAAUGGAAAUAAAACGUGAAACGGUGGCACAAUUCAAUGUGUUUAUUUAUAUUUUUUAACGGCUGUAGAAUUAAAAAUAUAUAUAUUUAUGUAAUGUCCUUAAAUUUUGUAAUUUUCAAUAAAUUUAAUGUUAACGGUAAAUUUAGCCCAUGAUAUACCAAACUGAUGGAAUAUUUCGGAUACUAUUCAUCAAUAAAAUUAAGUAAAAUAUUUAUCAAAAUUCUUAAUCUUUCUGUGAUCCAGUUUGCAAAUAUUAUGGAUUGAAUUUGCCUUUAAUUAUUUUUUUAUAUUAAAACUGAUAUGUAUAAAUAAUUAAAUAUGUUUAAAUCUGUAUGUAUAUAAUCAAUUGUAUUGUCUUAUCGUUUCGCGCACCCAAAGAAGCGAGCAGUGUGUAGUGAAUGGACUCUAGUGAAUAAGAGUGUAUAUUACUAGCGUAGUCAUAGUUCGUCUGUGGUCUCCCGGCGCCAUGGAAUUUGUAAAAUAUUAGUCUAGACAUACGUUUAUGUAUAGGUACAUAGUUUAAUCUAUCGAGAAAGAUAUUUUUAAUUACGGUUUAAAAUUUUUUUUUCGCUGCCAUAAGCGUAGAUAUAAGCCGCGAGGCGAUGCGUUGCCGGGGAUAUAUUGAUAUUUAUAAGAUUCUCACAUAUUUUAAUCACACCCUUUUAAUAAAUUCGUUUCAGUUUAGCCGAGUCAUAAGUUGAAAAACAUAUUAUCAAGUAUUUUUGUACUUAAAUGUCCCCUUGAUGAUCUGUUUUUGUCGGGCGAAAACAGAUAAUAUUUAAAAAAAAUACUGUACAAAUCACAAAGAUCUAGUUUGCUUGGACGAGAUGUUCAAUACUCAGUACAAAAUGUACAGCUUGUCCAAGUAUAUUAGACUAAUAAAAUUGUAUCAUCGACCAGUCGUGACAAUAAGACCCCGGCCAGGCAUUUUCUCCCGUUUUAAGAAUAUUAUUGUGAUUAUUUUGAUUGAGAAUGGUGCGUUAUCGUGUAUUUGAGUCGAAUAUUUAUCGAUUUGUGGAAAUGUGUGAAUUCAGUCGAUGCGAAGUCGGCGCCUAUGAACCAAUUGGAUUUUUACCUGUGAAUAAAUUGAAUUGCUUUUUGAAAAAUACAUGUCCCAGUUAUCGAUGUAAACAGUGAAAAACUACUUACAGUAUUAUUUAUUUAUGGUUGACUGGAGUUUCAUACAUUUUCAAAAGAAUGGAAUUUUAUUGUUCGUUUAUUUUUUAAUAAAAAGAAAUGGCUGCUAACUUACGAAAGUACUUAAGAAGAGUUUUUUUUCUCUUUCGUACCAAGACUCCAGUGCGGAUUCGUUAUAUUUUCGGUUAUCUUUUUUCUAUUUAGACGUUUUUUUAUCGCGUCGGUCCGGGCGACCGACGCUAGUAUUAUUUUUAUACACAUUUAUAUAUACUUUAAGAUUUAUUUGGUAGCUGUUUAAACAUCAAAUCAUGGUAAACACGAAUUUUUUUAUUAUUAUUAUUGUUUUUUUUACGUGGCCUUAGUUCACCACCUAAAUUAAGAAUUGUAAUACAUUUAUACCACAGAUACAAUUUGAAUUAUGACUUUUCGUUCAAAUUUGACAGAUAUAUUUUUAGACUUACAGAGUAAUAUCAUAAUUUGUGCGGUGAACUAUUGCUUCGGAGUAGCUCAAGCUGUUGACAUUGGAUCGAAACUAGUUUUAAACCUUACGUUGCCAUUAUAUAAAUCAAUUUCUCUUAUUUAUGUAUAUUAUAUAAAUAAAUCAUACGUGCCUAUAUAUAAUUGACAGUUUGACAAACAAAAUGGCGGACUUAUAAAUGUCAGUUUUGUGUACACAUGAAGAAGAAACACAUUGUUUUAUCAAAAUUAGAAUUAAUAGUCAUCCAUUAUUUGCAAAAUGCGUAUUCCAUUUGACUUGAUUCAGAUAUGUGAUUUACCAUUUAGCAACUUCUUAACAACAGUGUGCCACUUGUCUGAAUCAGUUGACCGAUUAACUUGACGUAUAAAUCUAGUCGAGCGGAAUAUACAUAAGUUCUAAUGUUGUAUUUACAACAUUAGUUAAUGUGCGUACAGAUUAUGUAACAAUGUUGUAUAACUUUGAUGUGCAGCACGUCCGUAUUAUCUCACAUUGUUUUUCAACUUUGCAACCUGUAACAAUACUAUUUAUAUUAUUAUGUUAAAUAACAUUUGAAAUUAACAAUAAUUACGUGUUAUACAGUUAAAUACAUUUAGUGGCCACAUUACAUUAUAUUUAUAAUCUGUACGCCCCGUUCGAUCCACAUGUCACCAGCGGCGGCUGUAUGACAAAGCAUAAUGUUGUAUAUAAAAAGCUCAAUUACAGCUUCUCUAAAUUAUUAGACCCGCUCAUGACACCAUCAUGACACCGCCGGCUACUCGGCGUAUUGAAUCAUGAUGAGCGAUAUACGCCGUUGAGAGCCGGCAUUUUAAAUUGUAUUAUAUAGAUAAGAUUAUUUCAUUUUUGAUUUAUAAAACUAACGUGGCGUGAGCGUUUUAUCGAUGUGCUGUUUUAUCGACGAGACUGCGACGCCACGUCCGCGGUCGCAUCUGUCUUUGUGUGCGGUUUCGACCAUGACGCCAUCUGUUGUUUAAUUUUGGAGUAAAGUAUACGUGAUUUGUAAAUCCGUAUGAUAACACAAAUGUAAAAACAAAUGUCAAAUUUGACAGAUGAAAAUCGCCUGAAAAAGAAAUAUUUGUUCUCACAUUUUUUGGAAGAAAUUAAAAUUUGUAAUCAAAGAUCGCUGCGCAGUGAAGACACGCGCCGACCGCCGCCUGCGUCGCGCUCCGGCGCGUACCCGAAGUUCAAAUAUUUUUUUUAAUAAUCCUAGUUUUAAGACAGCUUACGAGCCACAUUUAAGUUUAGUUUUUACUUCUCUUCCAGUUAGCGUUAAUCUAAGUUCUUAUCGUUUAUGCUAAGACAUUUUUUCGUAUGAGUAAUGUUAAUUUAUUGACUCGGCACUGUCUUGGAAUCUGUGCCGGAUGAGGCUUUUAAUUUUCCAGCCGCGAGCGUUUGGUGGUUCAUUCAAAUGCAUAGAUUAAAAAUAUAAUUACAAGAAAGGUCUAAUUAUAAAAAUGAAUAAUUAUAAUUAAAUGUGCCAUGCAUUUUGCUAA